Messenger RNA from Xyrauchen texanus (razorback sucker), 5854 nucleotides. RefSeq names its product sphingosine-1-phosphate phosphatase 1-like. Lineage: Eukaryota; Metazoa; Chordata; Actinopteri; Cypriniformes; Catostomidae. Gene Ontology annotation, molecular function: sphingosine-1-phosphate phosphatase activity. The transcript has 3 exons. The coding region runs from base 255 to 1616 and encodes 453 amino acids. The record is from RefSeq and is a predicted model, not a curated record. Gene Ontology annotation, cellular component: endoplasmic reticulum membrane. Gene Ontology annotation, biological process: sphingosine metabolic process; phospholipid dephosphorylation.
UUGGUACAGCAGGACGUUUGUAAACCUCAUAUGUGUCUUAUUGCCUUCGUUUUCGUCUCAUAUAUGCCCAGCAUUCAUUUUGUCACUGGUCAUAGGGGUGUUUGUCCCGGUUAGAUCGUGCGUUUGAGUAUUUGGCACGGAAACGGCGAGAAUGGUUUAAUAAUCUACGACGCUGUUCACUGUCGGCAGAGUUUCGGAGCUCCAGCUUCUUCAGUCUAACGGGUAGGUUCAGCUUGCGCAGUUUGUCGCUGGACAUGGCAGGGGGAUUGAAAGAGGGAUUCUUGCAGCUCACGCGCUACCUGCAGGACCCGGAGCACGUCGCACGCUUUCAGCGAAUGUGCGGGGUGCGCGCGACUGACACACGGGAUAAAACCUAUAACGGGACAACCUUUGUACGCCACGGGGCUGUUCAAAACGGAGGUGGGGAUGGAGUCCGCCGCAGAACAACAGAAUCAGAGACCGAUGGGCAGAAGUGCAAAAAGGGCGUUGCGAACCGGACAGCAGUGCUUGCUCCAGGAACUGGGAAAGGUCAGCACAGCGGGCGAGCACCGGAUGAUCACUUGGAGGACGGCUCUGAACUGAACGCUGCUCGGGGAUCCACAGUAAAGCCGUUGCGUAGAAACUCUCUCACCGAAGACGUCGGCCAAGAGUUCCUCAUCGAGAACAAGUUUCUCUUCUACCUUUUCACGCUCGGUACCGAGCUUGGGAAUGAGCUGUUCUACAUCAUGUUCUUCCCGUUUUUCAUGUGGAACGUGGACGCUUACGUCAGCCGACGGCUCGUAGUGGUCUGGGUGUGGGUAAUGUAUCUCGGACAGUGUACAAAAGAUGUGAUCCGGAGUCCGAGGCCCGCCUCACCGCCUGUGAUCAAAGUGGAGAUGUUCUAUAACUCUGAGUACAGCAUGCCCUCCACUCAUGCCAUGUCUGGUACAGCCAUACCGGUGAGCCUGUUCCUGCUGACCUACGGACGGUGGGAGUAUCCUCUGCUGCUGGGUCUCUCUCUGGCUCUUAGCUGGUGUGUGCUGGUGUGUUUGAGCCGCAUAUACAUGGGCAUGCACUCCAUACUGGAAAUCAUUGCUGGUUUCCUGUACAGUUUGCUGAUCCUGGUGGUCUUCAGUCCUGCUCUGGACAUCAUUGACACCUUUAACUGCACUCAUCGCUUUGCCCCUCUCCUCAUCAUCUCGCUUCAUGUGGGACUGGGCCUCUUCUCCUUCACCCUGGACACCUGGAGCACCUCGCGAGGUGACACCGCCCAAAUCCUGGGCUCUGGGGCGGGUAUUGCCUUGGCAUCCCACAUCAACUACAAACUUGGCCUGUUGCCAGACCAACCUGCAUCGAUGCUGCCUCUCCACCCCCAACCUCUCACUCUCAGCUUGAUCGGUCUCUGUCUGCUACGCUUUUGCCUGGGGGUCAUCAUUCUCCUGAUUACCAGAGCCAUAAUGAAGGCUCUCACAAUCCCGCUCGUGUGUAGGAUCUUUGGGAUUCCAUGUGAUGAUGUUCGAAAGGCCAGGCAGCACAUGGAGGUGGAGCUGCCAUAUCGAUAUAUCGUUUAUGGAACAGUGGGGCUCAAUGCACUUUUCCUUGUGCCUUUCCUACUUGGAUAUAUGGGUCUGAUGUGAUUUGAUCUGACAAGCUUUCAGCCCUUUUGGACUGCAUAGGCCAAUCAAUGAUUGUUAGAACUAAUGCCAGUCAUUUUACACUGUGCUACAGAUGCACCUUGCAAAAGAUCCAUUAAUAUAAACUGUCCUCCAUCAUUGUUGUUCAUUUAUAAUUACUUAUACAGAUUAUAAAAUCAGAACAUCUGUAUUUGGUUUUACCCUUAAUUCAGAGAUUUUUUCACCCUUUUCUUGAGUUUGAAAAUCUGUUUAAUUUUAGAUUUUAAAAUCUAUUCUGAUCUAUAAUCAUAUUAGAAACUUUUAUAUAUCAAAGCUCUUUUCAACAUUUUCUCAAACAAUAUAGUGGUUUUAGUGGUUUAUUGAAGACUUUAGCAUAGUAGAAGCAAGUUUUGUUAAUGUCAUCAUAAGUUUGUUAGGAGAACUCAAACUCUUGCAUCAAGAGUUUAAAAUGCUUCAUGCUCAGAAGACUGAAACUUUCAGCUUUGUUUUAGAGGACAGGUUGUCACCACUCAGGUGGAACCGAUGCAAAUGUGUGGUAAUCUGUCUGCCAUUUUUGCUGAAAUUGAUGAUGACAUUUAUAUUUUUCUUGUUUCAAAGACUUGCAUAAAAUGCAAAAUGUGUGGACUUAAAAGAAGGUUUCAUCCAAAAAUGUUAAUCUAGUCAUUGUUUACUCACCCCAUGUUAUUAUAACCACAUACAUUUUUCUUCUGUGAAACACAAGGUGAGAUUUUCAGCAAAAUGUCAGAGCUCUUUUGUAUUCAAGGAAGUGGAUGGUUAAUUAUACUACCAAGCUCCAAAAAGGACAAAAAACCAUGAUAAAAGUAUAACAAAGAAAGAGAACAUUCAUAUGACUGGUGCACUAUAUUCUAAGUCUUAAGACAUAUAGCUUCAAGUAAAGACCAAACUGAAAUUUAAGGCAAAUCUCAUUGCGGUUGCAUUUUUCGACCACAUGAUGUCAAACCUCGUCUUAAAACACUGCAUGGGAAAUGGUAACCAUGUAAAAUUUUGGUUGAAUUAUUCCUUUAAAUGCAAAUGUCUAUAGAAAAAGCCACUCAUAUCAUAAUGGUUAGAUGUUUGGGAGUAGCAUACCCUUUUGGUACUUGUUUCAGGUUAUUCCAGAUGUGUAGCCUUUGUUUUUAUACAGAUCUAUUGCUCCAAAGACUCUUCCUCCUUUUUGUGAUGAAGACUUUUUUUUAAGGAAAGGCUGCCUUAACUGACCACUUAAGAACUAGUUUCCAAGUUAAACCCAACCAUGGGUUGUUUGUACAUUGGAAGUAUUAGCAAUGCACUAGUGAUUCUGAAUAUUGUUUAAUAUUGAAUAGGUCAAUCACAAAUCAGGGAGUUUGGCUCAUAAUAAAAUUAUUUUAUAUAGUAGAUUUCUCACUCUACUUUCAUUCCCUGUAAGUUGCUACUUAAAAUACGGUACUAUGUGUGUGUGUAUAUGUGAUUUAUUAUUAUUCUCAAUGAAAAAACACCACGAUUAAGAAUAGAAUAACAAAUUUGUACUCUUAAUAUUAUUUAGCAGUGUCAUAUUGCAACAAUGUAAAUUUCAGCAUUGAUUAUGUAAAGGCAACAAGAAUGGACAAUGUUGUGUUUUAAUGUAUAGGUAAGAUGAGUUUGUGGUACUGUUUUAAAAUGCACUGUUCCCAGUAUGCACUGCUCUGCUGUGCGUGUGUGUUCGUGCGCGUGCGUGUUGCUUUACCGUUGUGGUGACCUGCGCUUGGGCUUGCGUGCCACAGCAGAGUGUGUUUUUCUCUUCCUGUGGCCUUGUGUGUCUUGUACACAUGCAAGUUCCUUUUUCUUGCUGAAACGGAAGGUAAUUUCCCAGUUAUUUUUGUAAACAUGAUCGUUUUGGAUUCACUGAACAAUGAGACAUUAAAAAAACAUAAAUUCUACCAACUAAAGCAAAUACUGACUUUUGCCCUUCCACUAAUACAUUCAUUUUAAAACAAUGCAGAUCUCCAUAAGUUAAAGGUCAGAUGGAAGAGAAAUUACGGACAGCUCAUGAGCAGGAAGGAGAGAAUAAGCAUAAAUCGCUCGUUUUUAGGACCAACUCUGUGUGUUCCUUACUGCGUGAUUCGUUGAUGCCAUGAUAAAAUAAAUAAGUGGUUUGUUUGUGAAUAGCAAUAGGUAGCAUUUAUGCAGUAGUAAUUCAUAAUUCACUGUAUUUAACUAAUAGUGAUUUGUUUAUGACCAAAUUUGCUGCAGUACCUUUAUGUAAACUAUUUAUUGUAAUGUUCCUAUGAACAGGCCCAGAUGGGAAACUGCAGCUACAGAACUCUUCCAAUUUUCUCAGAUUUGUUGUUUUACGUGACCCCCACCUACUUGUUUUUUUGGGCUAAUUUUAUGGUGCUCUUAGCUGCCAAUAAGAGUGUAGUAUUCUCAGGUCCAUUGAACUGAGUUUACCCUCCAAUCAGUCCAUAUGGGCCUGCCCCAUGACUCUAAUUAGGCUCUCAGCAUAAGAAACUUGUCCAAUGGUAAACUUCAUUUAAAAAUGCAUUCUUUUCUGUGUUUUGGCUUUCUGUGGGUUUUACAGGCAAGACACUGAAUAAACGGAUUCAAAAUUAACUACCAAAGAGUGCCUUACCGUGUAAAUCUCUGACAUUCUGUGAUGUUUGAUAUUGGUAAACAAAGCGACUCUUAUUCUUAGGGGUUUCUUUUUCUUACUGUUGUGUAUGUUAAACUGAACUAGAAUACUUCAAAUGAGAAUGACUGAUUGCUGCUCAGUCCACCCUGGUUUGUAUGUGAUUGCGUACAGUGUGUACAAACAAGCAACAAAAAUCAAAUAUUUAAAAUCAACUUCUUUUAAUGUUUUAUUCAUCUUUAUAUAUAAUAACUCCGCAAAAAAAGAAACGUCCCUUUUUUAGGACACUGUAUUUUAAAGAUAAUGUAGUAAAAAUACAAAUAACUUUUAUAGAUCUUUAUUGUAAAGCGUUUAAACAAUGUUUUCCAUGCUUGUUCAAUGACCCAUAAACAAUUAAUGAACAUGCACCUCUGGAAUGGUCGUUAAGACAGUAACAGCUUACAGACGGUAGGCAAUUAAUGUCACAAACCUUAGGACACUGAAGAGACCUUUCUACUGACUGAAAAACACCAAAAGAGAGAUACCCAGGAUCCCUGCUCAUCUGUGUGAAUGUGCCUUAGGCAUGCUGCAUGGAGGCAUGAGGACAGCAGAUGUGGCCAGGGCAAUAAAUUGCAAUGUCCGUACUGUGAGAUGCCUAAGACAGUACUACAGGGAGACAGGAAGGACAGAUGAUUGCCCUCGCAGUGGCAGACAACGUGUUACAACAACUGCACAGGAUCGGUACAUCCGAAUAUCACACCUGCGGGACAGGUACAGGAUGGCAACAACAACUGCCCAAGUUACACCAGGAAUGCACAAUCCCUCCAUGCUCAGACUGGCAAAAAGUGCUCUUCACUGACGAGUCACUGUUUUGUCUCACCGGGGGUGAUGGUCGGACUCUCGUUUAUCAUCGAAGGAAUGAGCGUUACACAGAGGCCUGUACUCUUUAGCAGGAUCGAUUUGGAGACAGAGGGUCCAUCAUGGUCUUGGGCGGUGUGUCACAACUUCAUUGGAUUGAGCUUUUUUUUUGUCAUUGCAGGCAAUCUCAAUGCUGUGCGUUACAGGGAAGACAUCUUUUCUCUAGGUAUGGUAGGAGGCAUUCUAAAGGUGCCAAGAGCUUGUUAGGUGUAGAUCUAAAACUGCAACUACCAUAAAAAUCGAAUAAUUGUAAACGGCUAUUUAAUGUUGUGCACAACGAUUAUGGAGAGCAACUGAACUUAAGACAAAACAAAUUCAGUGACCUUCACACAGUUCUUGACACCUGCAGAAUUACACACCCACAGGGCUGAAAAUUUAAUGCACAAAUUACCAAGAAUUCAGUGUUAUGAGGACAACUGUGCUCGAUAAUAAAACAGCUUGUAUUAGAAGGUGUGUUUUUCCUAGAAGUUAUCUGAUGUUCUUUAUUUUUUCCUAGAUUGGCAUUUAGUGUACUUAAUCUUAAGCAAAAAUCUAUUACCGUAGUCUUAUCUGUUUUUGAAACAUUUACAUUUAUGCAUUUGGCAGACAUCCAAAGCGACUUAAAGUACAGUGCACUUAUUACAGAGACAAUCUCCUCGGAGCAACCUGGAGUUAAGUGCCUUGCUCAAGGACACAAUGAUGGUGGCCGUGGGGAUCAAACUAGUGACCUUCUAAGUAACAGUUAUGUGCUUUAGCCUACUACGCCACCACCACCGCCGAA